AUGUCAAAAAGACCAUCCGAAUCAUCAACACCUAAUCCAUCUUCACCACCACUCAAACGAGCCAAACCUUUACAAGAGUUGAGCGACUCUGGUCCUUUGACUCAAGAAGAUGUAGUAUAUUUCCAGAAGGAAGCCAUAUGGCGACAAAUGACUAGUUAUCGAGAACAAGUCAACCAAUUGCGACUGGAAAUCUCCAAGCUACAACAAGAUGCCCUGAAGUCUAAUAAAGUAGUCAAAGUUUUGAUUGGCUGGUACGAUCAGAUUAUUUCAUUGUGUGAUAAUAAUGAUGGUUCUUCUAAUCAUAACUUAUUGUUGAUAUUUGAUGAAGGUGAUGAUAAACUUGAACAAAAGCGAGAGCAGUUGAACAAGAUUCUUACAUCAAAAAUCUUGUUGGCAGAAGAAGAUAUGAAGAAGCUAGAAGUUAUUUCUCAAAAAUUGGCAUCAUCAACUGCAUUCAACCAACAGCUCACUCAAGAAAAUGGUGCAUUACAAGCAAGACUUGAUGCUUCUAAAGACAAGGUUCUCCAAUUAACUAAAGAGAUUCAUCGGUUGCAAUCCAAGUCGUUGAAACGAGCCCAAGGUAUCAAAGAAGAAACACCAGUACCUGAGAAGGAAUCAUCAGCACAGCCCGAAGUGAAACAAGAAGCCAAUGGUAGUGAUGAUUCAAAGAAACAAGCAGAAAGCACUGAUAAUCAAGACGAGCUUGUCAAAUUAGCUGGUGAAGUGGAAGAAUUGAAAACUGCAAACACAAUCCUUACAAAUCAACUUGAAGAAUUAACACAAAGCUAUCAAUUGCUGACGCAAAGAGCCCUUGAAUUGGAACAUAAAUUACACAAUUUGGAAGAAACUGACUUGGAAUCAAAUAUUCACUACAAAAAGAUUGUCAAGAAUAACCAAUCGUUACAAGAGCAAAUUGGAAAACUUUCAAAAUUAAAUGCUGCCAAUAUUGCCAAAUUGAAUGAAUUUGAAAAACAGCAAAAUUCAAUAAAGGCAAUCAUAGAAAAGGAAAUUUUGGAAGAAAAUGAUUCCUUGAAAUCUCAAUUAGCCAAGAGUGAACAAGAUUUAGUAAGAAUUAGAACAGCCCGUGAUGAUUUAAUUUCCAAGAAUUCUAUUUUGACUAGCCAAUUACAAGAUCAAAAGACUAAUCAAGAAUUGCUUGAUUUAAACAAGGCAUUAGCUGCCAGAAUUGAACUGUUGACUGAAUCCAAAUUGAAUGAAAUUUCCGGAAGUCCUGGUCUUGCCGAGUUAUCACCUCCUGAAUUGAUCUCCAAGAUACAACAAUUGAAUAACGACAUUAAGGAAAUUGAAUUGGCGUUUAAGGAAACCAGAGAGGUUUCAUUGAAGAAAUUGGAAUCUGCAAUCGAUUCAGAAAGCUUGAUCAAGAAACUUACUAUUGAGAAAACCAAGGCUGAUCAAAAAUAUUUUGCACUGAUGAGAGUUAAAGAUUCAUUGACUAACGAAAACAAGGUAUUGAAGGUUCAAGUGGCCAAAUCUCAAGAAUUAAUCAAGAAUCUUAAUGAAUUAGAAAAGAAUUAUUUGAACAAGAUUGAAAUCUUGACGAAAUCAUUGAAUGAUUAUAAGAUAAUUAAAGAAAACUCGUUGCAAGAGAAUCAAAAGUUGCAAGACACAAUCAAGUCUUUGUCCAUUGCUAAAGAGUCACUUGAAACUGAAAUCUCGAGAAGCAAGGAAAAGCUCGUUGCCCAAGCUAAUGAAGUGGCCAAUUUGUCUAACGAUUUCAAUAAACAAAAGCUUGAAAUUAACAAGUUGGAAAAAUCGCUUAAAUCAACAGAAUCAAUUUUACAAAAAUACAAAACAAACAAUACUAGUUCACUACUUGAAGAGGAUGAACAACAGAUAGAGGCAUUAAGGUCCAUUGCUAAAUGUUCGGUAUGUUCCAAGAAUUGGAAAGAUACUGCAAUCACGGUAUGUGGUCAUGUAUUUUGUUCAAAUUGUACUCAAGAAAGAUUGGCUGCAAGAUUAAGAAGAUGUCCACUGUGUAAUAAGGGAUUUUCCGCUAAUGACUUGUUGGCUAUUCAUUUGUAG
This is a messenger RNA of Spathaspora passalidarum NRRL Y-27907, 2043 nucleotides long. RefSeq names its product E3 ubiquitin-protein ligase (gene BRE1). NCBI's taxonomy places the organism in Eukaryota, Fungi, Ascomycota, Pichiomycetes, Serinales, Debaryomycetaceae. Gene Ontology annotation, cellular component: HULC complex; nucleus. The record is from RefSeq and is a predicted model, not a curated record. The transcript has a single exon. Gene Ontology annotation, molecular function: ubiquitin protein ligase activity. Bases 1 to 2043 code for a protein of 680 amino acids.